This is a messenger RNA of Notechis scutatus (mainland tiger snake), 7262 nucleotides long. It is a transcript of the gene ZBTB10, whose product is annotated as zinc finger and BTB domain containing 10. Gene Ontology annotation, biological process: regulation of transcription by RNA polymerase II. The record is from RefSeq and is a predicted model, not a curated record. Gene Ontology annotation, molecular function: protein binding; DNA-binding transcription factor activity, RNA polymerase II-specific; RNA polymerase II cis-regulatory region sequence-specific DNA binding. NCBI's taxonomy places the organism in Eukaryota, Metazoa, Chordata, Lepidosauria, Squamata, Elapidae.
AGGGGGGGAAGCGCACCGAGCCUUUCGGGACGAAAGUUUGAGGGGCCAAAAACUGCUGCCAAGCGCGGGCGAGGCUGCGUCGUCCGGCGGGCUUGACGCGGACGCGCAAUAAAACCUGACACUCGCCAGCUGUUCGGGCUCCUCCUCGCCCCCUCCUUCGCCUUCCCCCUCCCCCUCCCCUCCCCCGCGGCGUCGGCCGCUAUUGCCGCCCCAGUGCAUUGUGGGCGCAAUCCGUUGUUCAUUUGCCAUUCGACCUGGGCCGGGGCCUGGUGGGUCGGAAGGGCUGCUGCUGGUUGAGCCGGAUCUAUUGUAGGGGAAGCGCUCGAGGAGGAGGCGACGACGGAGGCGGCCGUGCCAGCGACGCAAGCUGGAGCGCGGGGAUAAGAUUUUGUUCUUGCAGCCGUUAAAAGCGCUUUCAAGCGGCCCGGCGAACUGACUGACUGAAACUGCCUGGCCGGGUGGGUGCUUCGGUUGGUUAGCCGCUUUUUCUGCCUCCCCUUUUCCCCCAGAGCGAUCAGGGGUGGGGUGGGGGUGGGGGGGCAGCAGAGACACAGUUGGGCCGGAGCGGGAGGAGGAGGGGAGCGCGAGGGAGGGAGACAGGCGGGCGGGCGGGGGGCGCGCGGUCGCCCGCCAUGUUCGCCGAGAUGAACCGCAGGACCUUGGCGUUCCGGGGGGGAGGCCUGGUCAGCUCCGCCGCCGCCGCCGGAGGAGGGGGCGGCGGCGGCCCGACAGCUAACGGCAGCAGCGGGAGUGGGGGCAGCAGUGGCCAGGGCGAGGCCUGGGUCCGUCAGGAAGCCGAGCAGUUGAACGGCCAGGGGGUGGAGGAGGAAGUGGAGCUAGAGACCGUGGAGCUGGAGGUGGCCGAGGUGGAGGCCGCGGACAGUGCCGGGAAAGAGCUCUCGCCGACCCCUCCUUCGGGCUCGGCGAGCACUGCUCCAUCCGCCGCUGCCCCGGUCGGCCCCAUGUACGCCGAGAGGAAUCGUCGGACCUUGGCCUUCCGUGGCGGGGGCUUGGUGGCGGCCGCAAACAAUGGCUGCGACGGGGCGGGCUGGUCGCGGCGGCCGUUGAACGGGCGGGGUGGCGGCGGUGGCGGCGAGGAGGAGGAGCUGGAGUUGGAGGGGCUGCUGGAAGGGAAAGAGCUGGUGCAGGACGGGGGGUCGCUGAGCGACAGCAGCGAGGACGAGGAAGACGGCGAGGGGGGCAGCCUGGGUGAUGGCAGCGGCGCAGAGGGCGGCAGCUGCAGCAGCAGCAGGCGGUCUGGGGGGGACGAGGCGGAGGUCAACAGCGUAGGCGCGGGGGAGGGGGAGAGUAUCCAACACUUCCCGCUGGCCACCCGGCCCAAGUCCCUCCUGCAGAAGCUGCACGUCUCCUUCCAGAGCUGCUGGCUUAAGGAGUUCCCCUGGCUACAGUACUGUCAGAAGACGGGACUGGUGUCCUGUGCUUGGUGCACGGCUGCCGUCCCUACCGCCUCUUCUACAGACGGCAGCAGCAGCAACAAGAACAACAGCAGCAGCAGCAGCGGGGGUCACGACGAUCUCUGCAAGGGUACCCGCAAUUAUAAACGUGCCCUAUUUCUCAGGCAUCAUCUGUCAGCUGAGCAUCGCCUCAAAGAGCCAGUCACUGCUGAGCAUGAAUCUGAAUUAAUAUCAGAAUUGGCUGAGAGAGAUUGCGAUUAUAAUAUUAGGCCAAAUGAGAACUCUUACUGCUAUCAACUACUGCAAGAAUUAAAUGAGCAAAGGAAAAAGGGCAUUCUCUGUGAUGUCAAUAUUGUGGUGAGUGGAAGAGUCUUCAGAGCUCACAAAAAUAUUCUGGUUGCUGGCAGCCGUUUCUUCAAGACUCUGUAUUGCUUUACAAACAAAGAAAAUCGUAACCAAAACACUGUUACCUAUUUAGAUGUUGUUGCUGUUCAAGGCUUCUCUGUUAUCUUGGACUUUCUAUACUCUGGUAACCUUGUGCUUACAAGCCAGAAUGCAAUUGAAGUUAUGUCAGUGGCCAGCUACCUUCAGAUGACAGAGGUUGUGCAAUCCUGUCGUAAUUUUAUCAAAGAUGCCUUAAAUAUAAGCAUAAAAUCAGAAGCCCCAGAAGCUGUAGUUGUGGAUUAUAAUAGAAGAUCGGUGAGUAGAGACGGGUUAUCUUCAAGGGAUCAGAAAGUUGCUAGUUUUUGGGCUACAAGAAAUCUAACUAACUUGGCAAGCAACAUAAAAACUGAAAAUGAUGGCUACUGCAUUGAUGAAAGCCAGUCUGAAAACUACCAAAUUAAUGAUUGGGUCCAGGACAGCUCACCUGAAAUGGCUGAAAAUGAAUCUCAAGGUGAAGGAAAGGUCUUUGUGUGGAAUGAUAUGAGUUCACAGGGACAAUCGCUUCAAGAACCUGGAAAAACAAGAAGGAAAAACCCAGGUGCAAAAAGAUUUGUUUACAAUAUACCACCCAGUAAUGAUGAGCCGUUAGAAGACUGUUCAGCUACUCAAACUUCAGUACAAUAUCCAGAAGAAGAUCUGCAGUUUAUCAAAGAAGAAGUAGCAGGUACCUCAAAUGAUUUCAAGUUUGGAAUGUUUCCUAGUAUCACCAAUGAUUUCAAGUUUGGGUUACUACAGGGGACUUCAAAUGAUUUCAAGUAUGGAUUGCUACCUGAAUCCUGGCCAAAAGAAAACUGGGAAAAUGGUGAUUCUUCUCUAAUCAUGAAUAAAUUGAAGUGUCCACACUGUAACUAUGUAGCCAAAUAUAGAAGAACACUAAAGAGACAUUUGCUCAUUCAUACAGGAGUGAGGUCUUUCAGCUGUGAUAUUUGUGGAAAACUGUUUACUCGUAGAGAACAUGUAAAAAGACAUUCCUUGGUUCACAAAAAGGAUAAAAAGUACAAAUGUAUGGUGUGCAAGAAGAUUUUCAUGCUAGCAGCCAGCGUUGGAAUAAGACAUGGAUCUCGGCGUUACGGUGUUUGCGUUGACUGUGCAGACAAAUCUCAGCCAGGAACGCAAGAGGGAGUCGACCCAGUACAGGACACUGAUUUUCCUAGAGAUGAAGAGUUUGAAGAAAAUGAAGUAGGGGAAGCUGAUGAAGAGCUACCUGAUGAUAUAGAAGAACAGAAUGACCAGACUCGGUGGGAUGAAUCUGGGGAAGUCUGUGUGCCUUUAGAAGACUGAGGGGAUUUGAUCUUAUAGAUGCUUUAUUUUGACGUCAUGCAGACUGACCAUGUUGAAUUUUUGGACUGAAGGCUUGGAAAAAAUAUGGUACAGGCUGGAUGAAAGUUAUGUUGCUGUGAAAAUUAUAGGGUUAAAGCCUUAUAGCAAAAAAAGGAUUAUUAAUUUUUUAAAGAUAUUUGCACAGGGCUGUACAGCAUACAGUCAUUUGGUUGAAUUAUAUAGAGUCCUCACACCUACAGUCAAUUAUCAAAGUAAAAUGUAUUUUUAUUAUUUAUAGGAUAUUACUAUUUGGGUCCUAAUCUGGCAUAGUACUUAACUAUGCCUGUGUUAAUCAUUCAUGUCUCUUAACAUGGGUGAAACAAAUUGCAAUUUUUGGAGAUGGCUCCCUUGAUUCCAAUCAUAGUUUUUGAACAAAAGUGGCUAGUCUGGCAUAGUGGCUUGCGUUUCCUAAAAGGAGGCUUUACCUCACCUCUCUUGCCAUUGCCCUUCCCCCAAUAGUUUAAAUAUCCAGCUUCUGGAUGACAUGAAUCUGUGUCACUUAAUUUUGUCAGGAUAUGGUAGCUGACAAGUCCUGGAAACCUAAUCACUGAUAUUUAAUUUCCUAAGUUACUAGGUUUCAGUACUUCUGAGUUUGCAAAAUGCUACAGCUCUUUCACCAAAUGUUAAUAAUGAUUUAAAACUGCAAGGAAGAUUGUGAUUGGAAUGAAAGAAAUUUCUCCUUGUCACUUAAAGAACUUUAUGUUAGACACUUUUUGGCGUGGCUGCCCAUAUUUUAAUUUAUGUUUUUGUUAGCACUAUUCUAUUGGCUAUUACUUUUAUUCACUACUGUAUACCUCAAUCCAUCACAAAGCUUAGAGUCCUAGAAUUUGAAAAGGAGUGUAAUUGAUAUUUUUUUAUUUUAAUAGUCCAGCCCAAUUUGUCUGCUUUUGUCUAGUUUUUGUUAUGUGAAAAAUUAGACAUAAGGCUGUCUAUUUUUUGUGCCCCUUUGCUUUUCAUUAAAGUAAACACAAACUGAAUCUUUGCUUCUCUCCUAUUUUGGGGGUUCUUUUAUAUACCAAACAAACUACGUUUAACUUGGCAGCUUAAUUUGCUGGAACUUCUUUUUUUAAAAAAGAAAAUUGUUAGUAUAAUUACUGGAGCUAUUUAUCCCCAAUGCUCUUUGCUUCUGUUUUGGGAUGAGACCUUGAAACUUGAAUUUUUGUAGCCAUAAAUCUUUUCUAAACUUGUUAUAUUGUACCAAUGAUUUCAGGCCUUUUUUUCUGAGGGAAGGGAGGGUAUUGCACCUUUUUUAUGCUUAGAAUUCAGCUUCAUCUAGCCUGAAUGCACGUGAGCUACCUGAAGUUUAGACACUGCAUUCAAUAUAUUACUAUGUCACAGUGAAUAAAUAUGCACAGCAUUUAUCAUAAUACAUAGCUAGGCCAGUGUGAUAGUACUGUAUUAUAAGUUGAGGGUCACCAUAUUUGAGUUUAUUAACUUUAAAAUGAGUAUAUUUUCCUAUUUUAUAUCUGCGAACUAAAUUAUGGUAGUUGUGUGGUAAACUUAAUUGCUUUGACAGAUAGAAUCUUAAUGGUGCUCCAUCUGUUCAAAGUUUAUAUAUAUAAAAUAUAUAUAUAAAAUAUAUUUAAAGAGACAGCUUUAUUAUCCCUUAUUUCAAUACAACAAUGGAUUAAUGUUAGACACUGUUUCUGCUGGAUGAAACAGAGACUGAAUCAUAUGGGUAUUAAAUUGUAUAAUCUUUUCUAUCCAAAUACAUCAUUGGUAGAUUCCACAUCACUGUAAACCUAACAGAUAAGUAGUUCUUGGGUUUUGUUUUUAAGAACUGAAAACAUCUUAUUCUCUUCUAGACUGAAAUGAGUUAUGUGUAAUUCUGUUGGGGUCCAAAGUAGAAAAUAGUGGGGAAACAUAAUAUGAAUGGGAAGUAUUUUAAACGUUAAGUAAAUGUUCUGCUCUGUGAAUAUGUAAGUUAUAGUAUAAAGAUUUCUUCCAUCCCAUUUAUUCCCCAUAAAAUAGUUUACAAUUGAUCUACCUAUCUUGUCCGAAAAUCACCUAAAUCUGCUUUAUUAUAACAUACUAUUCACUUAAUGCUUAAACUGGACCUGGCUUUCCAUUCUUAAUGUAUUUUACUUACUCUCUUGAAACCGAAUCUCCUUUUGCUACUUAAAUCAUUUGUGUAUAUCUGGUAAAUUAUGACCAAAUCUGUUGUUAGAUUAAAUGCAGUAAAUUGAAAUAUACACUUGGUACACUACAGAAUUGUUGUGAUUUUUUCGGGUUAUCUUUUUAAAAAAAUAUGUAGACAUAUUCAGGAUUUUUUGUUGGCUUUGGAUAAAUUAUUGUGCAUUUUGCAUCUCUAGUCAGGAUUUUUUUAAAGUUACAUCUUAAGUGUGGCAUUUUGGCUAUUCCUUUAACAAAACAUAAGCAUUAUCAAAAUUACUUUCUCAAGGAAAACUGUUGAAUUUAAACAACUGAUACCCCGUGGUAGUUGUCUCUACACUGAUCUUUUUAUUGGUUAUGACCAAUUGGAAGAAAAAUAUUGGUAAUUUAUAUUUUGGGAAAAGUUCUUUAUAAACCAGAGAUUAAAAAUAAGUUAUUGUUGAAUCCUAACUUCCACGUCAAUCCUCAAAUUGGCUUAGAUUUCUGGGGGUUACAUUCUGCAUUGCUAUUAAAAACCAAUCCAUCUAGUAUCUUUGUUGAAGCUGGAUUUGGACUAUUGCUACUAUUAAGCAAUUUUCCAAAAUAGCUUCAGGCAAGUAGCAUGUUUAUUUAAGCAAGCUUUAUUUCCUAAAUACACUGUUAUGGUAUGAAAAUGUACAUAACUAAAGCAAAAUAUAGUAAUUUAAAAAUUUACGUGUGAAUAUAUGAAGCAUAAUAAAAUAAAGUCCAUAGUUUAAAAUUUAUUUACUGAAUACAAUUUAAGAAACUGCAAGAAAAAAUGUAGAUGGUACCUCUUCAGUCUCCCUCUCCUAAGGGAUAUGUGCCUUAGUUUAGCUCUGGACUUUGUUUAUAGCUUUAUAAGAAUGGCAUUAUGCUUUGCUUAGACUGGCUACUAGCCUUAAAAUCACAAAUUUGCUUACCCACUUAUUUUUUUCAAUCAAAUUAGUUUAUAUAACCCCCUUUGAAUCUCAGUUUUCUUUUAUACAUGUCUGCAGGGCUUUAUAACGUUUUAAAAUAUAUUAAAUACUUUUUGUAAAUGUGUAUUGUUUUAGCACCUAAUAGAGCAUGGUAUGCUUCAAUUUGUGCAGAAGUAUACGAUAAAAUCCACCAGAUCUGUCUAACUGGAUAUGGACGCUGCUAAAUAUUGUUAAAUUGAACAUUCUGAAUCAUGGAUCACUAUCUUUUUUUGAAAAAUUGUGUUUUGUCUGCCAGAAUAACCUGGGAACUCUUAAUAUGCAUCCCAAACAGCAGUCUUAAUUUCUAUACUCUUGUCUAGAUUUUGACAUAUUCAUAAUCAUGUAUGUUUUGUUCAUUAGCAGAUAGAUCAAGUAGAACUGCUAAAAGGAGUAGUACGGCUAGGCAAUUAAUUAGGGCUGGGGCAGGGAGAGCUUCAAUCGUAGCAACUUGCCAAAUGAACAGAAAUGUAAUACCCAAUGAUUUAAUAUAAACCCUUUCUCAGCUUGAUAGUUCAUGCAUUUGUGUGCACAAAAGAUCAGCUGAAACCACCUGUGAAGAAAAACAGGAAAUAGGAGAAGAUCUAUGAAGCAGUCAAACAGAAUAUUUAGCAUGAUAUAGUCCUGCUUGCAAAGUUGUAGGAAUUGAAGUGCCCUGCCAAAUUAUUUGCAUGGCUAUGCUAAGUAAUAGAUUCUCUAUUGAAUUGAUGCUUAUAGAAAGAAUUGUGUAAAAUACAUAGAACAGUAAGUGGCACUAAGCUCUUCUCUUCAUACUGCUGUCCAUAAACAAAAGGCUUAGAUUUCCCCUCUUUAUAAAUGGGUUAAUUUGGACUCAAUGUCUGCUGAAUGGGGUGAUUCAGAUGGCACUAACCAUUAGAGAUAUUGUGAAGAGUUGAUGAAUCUGAUCCUUUAUAGGAAGCAGAAUAUCGAAAGUCUUCUGACUUUUAAAAAAGGUAAUUCAUUUUCUCUUUGAGAUGGUUGAUCAUGAAAACAUUGCACAGAUUUGUUGUAUGCUGAA